CAUGGCUGUCUCUCGGUCCCUCGGUCGGUGCACACAGAUCUCCGUGUGGCUGAACCCUGAGGAACGUUUUGGGUUGUAACUUGCAAGAGGCUCCACCCUUUAAUGAAAAAAAGCAAGUCUCACAUUUCCCCACUUCCUCUUUCCGCCCACAACAUUCCCUUCCCGUUAUCUGUCAGACUGCUUCUCUGCAUGAAAAACCAAAACAAGGUGCGUCGCUGUGUGUUUUUGUUAAAAAAAACUCCUGUAAUCUUUGAGACUGUUUUUACAAUCUUGCAUUUCUGCCUUCUUAAAGUUGUUUGUAGGGGAGAGAAUGAACUUGGUUUGAUUAAUAAUGUGUUCUACUCCAACAACCUCAGGCAGUGUGAGGAAAUGGAGGAAACUGAGUCAACAACUAUAGAGAGAACAACAGGACAGGAUGGACAUCAAGCGGCAGACCACAUGCUAUCGAAGUCCAGCAAACCUCUUCAUCGCUUUGUCCAAAAAGGGCCCAGGAUUCUUGGGAUUGUCAUUUUAAUCUGUGGCUGUGCAGAGGUACUGAUGGGAUUUGUGCUGACCCGAGAAGAGGACCACACUUCUCAUGUAGUCUACAUCCCCUUCUGGCAGGGAGCGCUGUUUCUUAUCUGUGGAAACCUGUCCAUCUACACGGAGAUACAUCCAUCCAAGAAGAUGGUGACUGUCUGUCUGGCUAUGUAUAUGGUUUCACUUUUGGGACUCGUGGUCUCUAUUGCCUUCCGGAUCUCCUUCUUCACCGAUUUGAGGUUCAGAUACAACUCGAACAAAUGGUCCCUUUACAAAAUGGACCAGCUUCUUGGUAUUGAAGGCAUAUUGUUCACCUCCUCUCUGUGUGUGUCCGGGCUUCUCAUCUUCUUGUCUGCUGUAGCACGCUUAGCUCUGAAAUCCACACACACCGGGGUUAUUGUCCUGCACAUCCCGGCUCCACCGAGCAGCACAUCAAACUAAUCUCAACCUGUUGAGGUAUUCUUCUCUAGCUCGCACCCUGUGAGCGCGUCAUCAUCGUGUACAUCACACAUGGAUGCCACGCCCCCUAGUGGCCUAAACAGCUCAGCCACGUCUUGUUUUAGUCUACUUACUGUCUGGGUCCGAUAGGAAUGAACACAGCUAUGGCACAUGGUGAACUUACGCAUCAAGGCGAACAUGUUUUAAUACCGUUACUGUACUAAAAGUCAGAGGUAUGCUAUUUGGAACAAAUCGUUUGUCUUUAGCCACCAAUUACUCACAAAUGGCUGAUCUGUGCUGUGAAUGUGCAACUCUCAACAAAGAGGACAAAGGCCUGUCGCUCGCUCCAUAGCUACUUCCAUCACCUGCUCCGGUCGCAACAACGUCGAAUUCUCUUUAAGUCAUGUCAUAUUUUCAAUAAUGAUAAAUCCAAAAUAAAUUAACAUAUCUGUGUGUGUAUGGGUCAAUUUAUAGUUCAUAUUGCAUACAAUUAGUUUUGUUUUUUAACCCUUAUGUCAUUAAUAAAUGUUAUCAUUGUCAAUGUUACCUGCAUUAUUAAUACAGUUUGUCAAGUGUAUGGUUAUUGAAACUUUUGAUAAUCAAUGUGAACCUCUAAUUAGCUGCAGAUAUUUUAGCGUUUUGGUUACAGGUAAUUGCAAUUUAAGAUGUAUAGUAUAUUGACAUACAUUUGGCUUGUAAUAUACUCAUCCAUCCAGCAUGUUUUUUUAAAGCGCAUGACUGUAUACAUUCACCUACAUGGAUAUAAAAAACCUGCAGCAAAACUUUUUUUUGUGCCUGUGAAUGUGAAAAAAUAUAUAUUUAGCUUCAGUUUCAGGCACAAUACAUUCAAUGUAUAUGGUCUUUGUUAAAGAAUAAAAUGAUUGUCUAAUUGAUUAUA
Messenger RNA from Pseudoliparis swirei, 1855 nucleotides. RefSeq names its product membrane-spanning 4-domains subfamily A member 4D-like. The transcript has 6 exons. NCBI's taxonomy places the organism in Eukaryota, Metazoa, Chordata, Actinopteri, Perciformes, Liparidae. The record is from RefSeq and is a predicted model, not a curated record. Gene Ontology annotation, cellular component: membrane. Bases 103 to 960 code for a protein of 285 amino acids.